Messenger RNA from Daphnia carinata, 1705 nucleotides. RefSeq lists its product as uncharacterized. Gene Ontology annotation, cellular component: mediator complex. NCBI's taxonomy places the organism in Eukaryota, Metazoa, Arthropoda, Branchiopoda, Diplostraca, Daphniidae. The record is from RefSeq and is a predicted model, not a curated record. The transcript has 7 exons. Gene Ontology annotation, molecular function: transcription coregulator activity. Gene Ontology annotation, biological process: regulation of transcription by RNA polymerase II. Bases 156 to 1178 code for a protein of 340 amino acids.
CCGGUAGAGGGACAGAGCAAUCGAGUGCUUCUCCGGUUCUCCGUUUUCCCUCCCGCUCUUCUAGGACACAAAAAUAUUUCGAAAACAAAAUAUAAAUUCAUUCAUCCAGCUUCUGAAAAAGCCUUGAUUUUGGACAGCAUUUCCGUUAAUUGAAGAUGACAAAUUCAUCAAUGCCAAUAGAGCGUCUACAGGCUCUUGAUAAUGUAGAAAAAGAAAUCGCAAGCUGCAUUCAAAGUGCUGGACAAGCUCUCAUGGAACUGAGCAAAGACAAGGCUAGCAUGAAACAAGUUGAAAGCCACACGUCACAAUUUUUGAAAACCUUAAAUCAUGUUGAGGGGGAAUUAUCAAAGCAUAUUAAUUACUUGACACAAGUGUCAACUGGACAACCACAUGAAGGCUCAGCUUAUGGCUCCGUGAAAAUGUAUAAAACUGCUCGGCACAGGUUGGAACACACUCGCUCAAGACUUCAAGAUCUAGAAAACCUGAAAAAUAGAGCGUUGGCAUCUACAGUUAGGCCAGCUUCUGCACAAAAUAAUCCAUUAUUCUGUGUCCAGCCUCCUUCUGACUUGCAUAUGGCGUUCAUGAUACCUGUAGUUCGUAAUGACUGGGAUAUGUGGUUGCGCUCCCAGAAGCCUCAUCCGCCGGAUAAAUUCUCACGUAAAGGACAGACUGCACAAAGCCGUGCUGGUGAUCCAAGUUUACUAACCACUCCUGACGGCAGCGGUGGCAUUGUAGUGGAAAAUGCUCGUAGGAAAAGAAGCUUGGCAAUUGAGAUUCGUAACCAGCAACAUUUGAGGAUCAGUGGUGGCAGUCUUCCUUCUAAUUUCCAAUCAGCCCAUGUCGGGCUGCCAGUUAGCCAAUCUUCUUUGCGACAUGGACGACCUUCAAUUUCACGUUUCCGCUCGAUGCACAGUAGCUGCCGAAUCGGAAACAGUCAUGCUUUCGAAUCAGAAUCACCAAUUUCGCCAAUUAAACCUAAGAAUGUGGAAACUGCUUCCUUGCCCAACUGUUUCGAGGAAGUAUCUUCGUCGGCGAAAAUAGGCUCGCAAAAUUCUCUACAAAAAUUUCAGGCACGUUUAGUUGAUCGCCUCCGCCGAUCGCUGCGCCUAAGUUCUUCGUCUGCAGCCGAUGGAGGAGAUAACUGCGAAGGAGACAAUGGUAGUCGCACGUCAUCAUAACAUACACGGUAUUUGCAGGGCAAUCAUCCAACAAAUGACGCUUAGCAUAUUGUGAAAAUCAAGAAACUAACCGGAAAACGCUGGUUAGUGAUGACGUCAGACGAGGAUUUUCCCUAUAUUUCCUGCCCCUUAUAAAUCCGGUUCCGGAGUAGUAAUCGGAUAUCUAAAUACUAGCUGUUUUUUGGCCGCCCCUGGCAAUAUAUCCUUUUUAUUUUUCAUAAACACACAUUACAUAUCUUCUUUGUAUUCAUAUAAAAUUGUGUAAUAUCAAGCGUGUCCUGUGUUGGUUUAAUGUAUAUACAUCUCUAUAGUAUAUGAUCACUAAAUAUUCCAAUAAUCGGAAUGUUCAUACUUAUUGUUACGGUAUUGCAACGUUGUGAGCUAUGGUAACAAGAAUUGUGAAAUCAUAAACUGACCAUGUAAAUGUCGAACUUUAUGCACGUUUUCAAGCGGUCCCCGCUACCUUGACAACCCUAUUUUAUGCAAAAGUAAAAAAAGAUAAAAUAAAAUAAACAUGUAACCAUCUA